CUUGGGGUCUCUUCCAACUCUAUGAUUUCAAAUUUAAAGGAGCCACCCAUGGUGCUGAGCCUAUUUGGGAUUUAGAGUUCUCCUCCUGUUCUCUUUUCCUGGAGCUUGCAUCCAUUGCUCCGGGUCUUAUUCUCUGGAGCAACAGAAAACAAGCUUUCUCCAUCCUCAACAUGACACCUCUUCAAAUACUUAAAUAGGGCUAUCAUGUCACCUCUUAAGCAACUCUUCUCCAAGCUGAACAUACCCAGCCCCUGCCUCCCUUCUAUAUUAUUCUUCACUUGUCUUGCUUUUUUAUUCCUUAUAGACUUCGCUUGACAAAGUAAAUGGGAUUUGUUUAAUUGUGUCACAUUGCUUUGGAGAACUUUAAAAAUCCUGAAGUAAACGUUAUCUGAAACGUGAUACAAACAAGUGUGUUGUGAAAUGGGGAAAAUAGUGGCCACUAUCUGGCAUCUUAAAUGCUGAGGUAAAGGGAAUAAUAAUAAUAAUAAUAAUAAUAAUAAUAAUAAUAAUAAUAAUAAUAAUAAUAAUAAUAUCUGGCCAGCACAGAGUGUAUGAGUGAUUUAGCCUCAGCCUGAGGGUCACUGUUAACCUUUCUGAGGCGAUUAUUUUAAUCAUUGUGUCAAGGCCUAUCUUUCACAACACACUUAUUUAGACAUUUUAUCUCAUGUUUGAGGCAAUUUUUACCUCAGGAUUUUUUAACUUCUCCACAGCAGAAAAUAAAUUAAAUCCAAUGUUCAAGCCCACAAAUGGAAGUAUAUAAAGAAUAUAUACUGAAUAUAUGUCUGAAACGUGACAUAAAAUGCCUAUAAACAAGUGUGUUGCCCCUAGCUCUAAGUCUUUGACAAAGCUCUGGAGCCAUAAUAAACUACAAUUCCCAGGGUUCCCUAGUUCUGGGUCUUUGACAGAGAGCUCUUGUGUCAUAAUAGACUACAAUUCCCAGGGUUCCCUAGCACUGAGCCUUCUCUGUUGGAGUAUAAUGAACUACAAUUCCCAGGGUUCUCUAGCAAACUGACUCAGUGAGUAAAAAAAAAAUCCUGUAGGCCUCUCCCCGGGCCUCGAUGACCUCUUCCCUUUCCUAGCUCUAGAAAGGCCCUCCUACAGACGGAGUUCCAACGAAAGGAACCAAUAGGGAUUCAGGAGGCGCGCCCACGUGAUUCCCUUCCUUGACUCCCUCCGCGCCAUCUUGGUUGCUGGCGUCAGUGACGUCAUAAUGCUGCGAGGUGCCCUGGCAGCUUUCGCCUUAGCCUUGGCUGCUGCCUGGUUCUGGGGCCACGGGUUCGAUCCCGGCCAGCGGCCUUUGGUCCUCCUCCUCAGCGCCGCCGAACUGAGCCUCUGCCGGGGCUCCGAGGAAGGAGAGAGGCUGCUCCUGGCGGUGCUGGGGCAGGUCUUCGACGUGGAGUCCGGGCGCCGCCAUUAUGGGCCUGGAGGGGCCUACAGCUCCUUGGCUGGUAAAGAUGCCUCCAGAGCCUUUGCGACUGGCGACUUCUCCCCGGCUGGCUUGGUGGACGAUGUUUCGGGACUCGCACCAUUGGAAAUGCUAACCAUCCAGAACUGGCUUUCCUUCUACCAUAAGAAUUAUGCGCCCGUUGGCAAGGUGGUUGGCCGGUUCUAUGACGAAAACGGGGCCCCGACCGAGUAUCUGCGGCAAGCCGAAGCUCUCAUGGCGGAAGGCCAGAGGCUCCAGGCCCAGGAGGAGGAUAAGAAGAAGCAGUUUCCACCUUGCAACUCGGAAUGGAGCUCAGCCGGGGGAAGCCGGGUCUGGUGUUCCAAGCAGAGCGGCGGAGUCCACCGAGACUGGAGCGGUGUUCCCAGGAAGCUUUAUGAACCUGGAUCCAGCCACAGCCACUGUGUGUGUGUGAAGGCGCAAGGUCAGCCAUCCUCCCCACAGAUGAGCCACCGAGGAGAGCUGGAAAAUCCUCUUCUGCAGGAGUAUGAAGGGUGCCACCCACUCGCCGAGUGGUGUGCCGUGAAAGAGUGAGCCACUUUCCGUCUUUCCUUCCUUCGCCGCGUGACUCUUGUGCCAUCGUGCUCCAGCAGGAUUCCUCUCCAAGCCACCAGAAAACGUGGUUCUAAGUGACUCGGUAAACCUUUGUUGGACAGUGGGUAUCGUUGUGCCCACCGCUCUGUCGCUGGGGUGGGACUCAUGUGGACCUCAUGGAUUUUUUUGUGGCCACAGUCGCUUCCCCCAGUAUGAUUUUUGUGGAAAGAGGAAGGCCGGCACUUCCAGAAUCAUAGAGUUGGAAGAGGCCGCAAGAGCCAUCCAAUGCAUACCCCUGCCAUGCAGGAAUACAUAAUCAAAGCACCCCAACAGAUGGCCAUCCGCCCUCAGUUUAAAAACCUCCAAAUAGGGAGACGCCACUACUCAGAGGUAGCAUCUUCCACUGUUGAAAAGCUCUUACUGUUUGGAAGUUCCUCCUAAUGUUGAUUUGGAAUCUCCAUUGCUCCAGGUCCUAUUCUCUUGAGCAGCAGAAAACAAGCUUGCUCCAUCCUCAAUAUGACGCCUCCUCAAAUACUUAAACAGGGCUAUCAUAUCACCUCUGGAUUGUUCACAUAUCACAUCAAUCCAUUGUUUGCAUCAACCAUAGGGUAGAAGUCCAAGCUCAGAGAUCAUUUGUCCUGUAAGAUAAAAAGUGUAGACUGCUUCCCCCAGUUCCAAGGUGGGGUCAGUUGGGCGCACAAGAGCAAUAUAGUAUUCCACUUUUGCAACUAGAGCGUCUACAUCAUCAUUUGAUGUUAGUUUCUUCACUGCAAGACAUUAAAAGGCAUGAGUACCAGGAAAAGCACUGCUUUAUGCAAAGACUUCAGAAUAAAAAACAAAAAAAAGAG
Molecule: messenger RNA, 2826 nt
Organism: Sceloporus undulatus (fence lizard)
Lineage: Eukaryota; Metazoa; Chordata; Lepidosauria; Squamata; Phrynosomatidae
Product: neuferricin
Exons: 4
Coding region: 1211-1978 (255 amino acids)
Cellular component (GO): endomembrane system; membrane
Source: RefSeq, a predicted model, not a curated record